AUGGACGAAGUACCAUCUGCUGAGUUCCUCCAUAUCCUUCGUCUCUCACUGAAGUCGUCCACCGACCUCCUCAGAACACUCGAAGUCCCUCCUCAAGCGCCGUCCCCGGGCCAUGUCCGCGAGAUCAUCGAGGCCAUUCUCUGGCAUCGGAAGUUCGUCUUGACCUAUUAUGGUGUCAUUGCACUUCUCGUUGCGCUUUCAGGUGGCUACGGACUGUACAAGAGAUCGGCUCGGUGGGCCCGGCAUAGACAAAGAAGAAAUGAGGCUGUUCCGGAUACGCCGUCAUCAUCAAGUAGUACAUUGGGAGGUACCGUAACACCUCCCCAGAAGGACAGCGCUGCGGAAACAACACCUCUACUUUCCCAGCAUGGUUUUUCUACCCGAGAACGUCCUGCUCCGCUGAGCAGGCUGCGAAGUCUUCUCAUGUACCAGCCUCGGCCGACUCGAGCCCUGACCUCGCAACGAAACGUUUUACCAGACAACGGAACCACCCUGAUCGUUGUUUUCUUUUUUGGCCUUAACCUGUUCUACCUUCUCUACCGAGUACCGUUAUCCGAGACAGGUGUUUUUAUUCUUGCUGAUCGAGCGGGUCUCCUCUUCGUCGUCGAUUUGCCUGUCCUCUACUUGCUCGCAGCGAAAACCAACCAACCCAUCAAAGCCUUGACAGGAUGGUCCUACGAAGGGUUGAAUAUAUUCCAUCGACGACUGGGAGAGUGGAUGAUAGGUUUUGCCAUCAUACACAUGCUUGGGAUGUUUGCCACCUGGUACGCCCUCUUACGACCUAUUGGAUAUACCCUCUUGCGUUAUCUUACCGCCCGAGUCGUGUUUCUGGGCAUUGCGGCGAUUCUUUCUUACUUCAUUAUAUUCUUUACAAGCAUCGGCUGGUUCCGACACCUAUACUACGAAGUGUUCUUGGGUUUGCACAUAAUCUUUCAGGUGGCCGCUCUGGGGUUUUUGUUUUUCCAUUACCCAACCGCAACGCCGUACGUGAUCGCCACAUUUGCGAUUUGGGCGGUCGAUAGACUCUUGUGGCGGAUUUCCCUGUCAAGCCGAAGAGUCAUGGCUACUUUGGAAGUGGCUCCAGAUGAGCAGACUAUUCUGGUUCAUUGCGAGAUAGACAUACAGAAGAAGAUCUUCGGCAUGGGCGCACACCUUCACCAUGGCUGGCUUCCUGGACAGCACGUCUUUCUCACCAUUCCAUCCAUGGGCUUCAAAUAUCGCUUCCAGACGCACCCGUUUACAAUCGCAUCGCCCGCCCCCCCAAGAAACCCGACUGUUAAAUCCUGGCCGCUUCAACUGGUCAUACGGUCGAUUGAUGGCUUCUCUCAUGAUUUACUCAAGUUCGCCCGCCAUCACCACCAUUGCGACGUCAUCCUCGAUGGGCCUCAUGGGGGAGUCGAAGCGCUAGAAGCUGCCCAUUACGCCGAACGCGUCUGCUUCGUAGCUGGAGGAAGUGGCAUUGCUGUCACAUAUCCCCUUGCUUGGGAUGUACGGGUUAAACUUGAGCUGCAAGCGGAUGCCUUGGUUCGCACGAGGGCUGUAUACGAGGGAGGUGCGGAAACAGUCCCAGCAGUUACGGAUCGUGGUUCAUUGGCUCAACCCUCUGCGUACACCCAUUUCUGGGUGCGACAAGACCCGCGUCACAGGAAAUGGAUUACCAUGUUUCCUCGGGCCGACACUGUCAAGGGCGAUCACGGCGAGGACAAGUACAUGGAGAAUCUCACCAAAGAGGAUGGCUACGAAGAUGUAGCAUCCAUUGUCACACACACUUUUGAUACGAGGAGAUCGGGUCCUGAAGGAGGAAGGCCGGACAUGCAGACUGAAAUCUGGAACUGGGUGACAGCUGUUCCGACGCAUAGAUCCUCUUCCUCCAGCACACUGUGUGGCCAGUCCCCGGACUCAGUCAUGACACGCCCUGGCUCCUCCUUGUCAUCAUCCAAUCUACGAGCCGCGAGUGAAUUUGACAAGCAGCCGCGUGACGAGAAGUUAUGCAUUGUUGUUUCCGGGCCUGAUGGAUUAGUCAGGGACGUCAGAAACGUCGCAGCGCGGCUGAUCCGUGAAGGCUGGAAUCUGGAAGUCUGGGUGGAGAAGUUUGGAUGGUAA
Messenger RNA from Capronia epimyces CBS 606.96, 2103 nucleotides. RefSeq lists its product as uncharacterized. NCBI's taxonomy places the organism in Eukaryota, Fungi, Ascomycota, Eurotiomycetes, Chaetothyriales, Herpotrichiellaceae. The record is from RefSeq and is a predicted model, not a curated record. The coding region runs from base 1 to 2103 and encodes 700 amino acids. The transcript has a single exon. Gene Ontology annotation, biological process: intracellular iron ion homeostasis; iron ion transport; copper ion import. Gene Ontology annotation, cellular component: plasma membrane. Gene Ontology annotation, molecular function: ferric-chelate reductase activity.